UUUUAUUAGUUAGUUUUAUGUAACGAGACGACUACUUUGUAAGAACGAUACCAAGGUUCAUUAUAAUACUUAACUUCAUAAUGUGUAUUUCUCAAUAACUAUUUAAAAUAUAACUUAUAAACUUAAUAGCUUGAUUUUUUAAAAUCAUAAAUAGUAAAAAAGUAAAUUUAUAGACUUUUCCGAUUUUUAACUAAAAAUGCCGCCCGAUUUUACAAGUUCUCAAUUACAAACUGAAAGUGAAAGCUCGAUAGAAAAUGAAAAAAUAAUUGAAUCAGUAGAAAAUGAAAAAAAAAAGAGAAAAUUAAAGUGGUAUGAAUUCGAAACAGAAAUAAUUUGGUUUAAUGCGAUAUUUUUUUCAACUUUCGAAGCUUUAGUUGUAUAUUGGACCUUUGCAUUUCCGUAUUGGCAAAAAUUCAAUGUGUUUUUUUAUGCAUUAUGUCUGGGAAUAAUGGCAGGAGUUGGAGUAGGCGCUGGAGUUCAUCGGCUGUGGACGCAUCGUGCAUACAAAGCAAAGACGCCGCUUAGAAUUAUUCUAGCUACCCUCUUCUACAUGGCUGGACAGAAUAGUAUUUUUCAAUGGGUGAGAGACCACAGAGUUCAUCACAAGUACUCAGAGACGCCUGCAGAUCCUCAUGAUAGCAAUCGUGGUUUUUUUUUCAGUCAUGUUGGCUGGUUCAUGUUAAAAAGACGACCAGAAGUAAUUCAACGCGGUAAAGGAAUUGACAUGAGUGACAUUUUGAACGAUCCGGUUGUCCAAUUCUUUGAUGGGAAUCAUGUCAUUCUCAAGUUACUGUUGGCUGGUGUAUUUCCAAUUUUGACUGGCGUUUACGUACUUGGGCACAGCUGGAAAUGGACACUAAUAGCUCAAAUAUUUAUACGAUGGGGGUUUACUUUAAAUUUCACAUGGGCAGUCAAUAGUUUGGCUCACAUGUAUGGAUACCGACCUUACGACAAAAAUAUGGGACCGGUAGAAAAUAUUUUAGUAAGUUAUUUGACUGGAGGUGAAGGCUGGCACAACUAUCACCAUGCCUUUCCAUGGGACUACAAAGCUGCCGAAUUUAAAAGUGUAUUUUUUAAUAAUUCAACCAAUGUUAUCGAUAUGUUUGCCAAAAUUGGCUGGGCCUACGAUCUGAAACAAGUAACUCCUGAGCAAAUUAAAAAAUUUUCCGAGAAAUAUGGUGACGGAACUUCUGCAAUUAAACUAUUAUAAACGUGUUAUAAUAGUAAUAGUAAAGCAUUCAUUACUUAAUAGAUAAUUUAUAUAUUUAUUUGAUUAUAUAGUAUAUGUAUAGAAUUAUUUUAAAAAUUGAUUCUUCUUAUUGUAUACAUAAGUUAUAAUAAUAAAAAAAAAAAAUUAAAGGUAUAAUAAUAA
Molecule: messenger RNA, 1372 nt
Organism: Microplitis mediator
Lineage: Eukaryota; Metazoa; Arthropoda; Insecta; Hymenoptera; Braconidae
Product: acyl-CoA Delta-9 desaturase-like
Exons: 5
Coding region: 197-1210 (337 amino acids)
Biological process (GO): unsaturated fatty acid biosynthetic process
Cellular component (GO): endoplasmic reticulum membrane
Molecular function (GO): iron ion binding; stearoyl-CoA 9-desaturase activity
Source: RefSeq, a predicted model, not a curated record